CUUUACAAUAACAGAUGAAUAAAUUAAGCCAAGAUAAAAACUAGCAAACAUUGUAAUUUGAAGAAAUUACAUCAUUAAUUUAUAAAAUAACUGAUAGACAGUCAAAGUUCGCAGAUCUUCAUAAUUAAAUUGAGGAAAGCAUCUAGAAAAUAAUAAGUGUGAGCUAGAAAUAAUAUGAAAAAGCAAUGAAAAAAAAACAUAGAGAACUUAGAUAAAUUGUAUAAGAUCAUGAAGAAAGAAUAAAAAAAAUUAGAGAGGAAUAUCUAAUUUCUUAAAAUAACUCAAAUUUAGAAUUAAGUUCAAAAAAAUAAGAUUAUGUACAGAUUUUAGAAUCACUUUACCAUGAAUAUUCACAAUUUAUAGCAUUUUUUGAUCAUGAUCAACAAGCUGAAAAUAAUAAUCAUAUAAUGACAAUUUAUGAAGUAUUAAUAGAUAGUUAAGUGUUUCAUGAAGAUUAAAGAUUGAAUGAAACUUUAUUGACUGAAUAUUUAAGUAAACAAAAAAUGAAUAAAAUUUAAUCUCUUCAUGCUUCUCUUAAGUUAAUAAUUUCUUAAUUAUAAAAAAUAGAAGAAAACUUUCAAUUCUAAAAAAACAACAGUAAAAAAGAAAAAUAUCUACAUUCUCUAAAUGAAAGAUUGAAAGCAUUCAUUAAAAACCUUAAAUAUGGUUUAUCUUAAUUAGAUAAGCAUUUAAAUUUAAUAUUAGAAAGUAAUGAAGCAUUAAAAGAAUAAGAUGUAAGAAUUGAAUCUAAUUUAAAUUUAAUCAAUUCAAUUUUAAAGAAUCAUUAAGAUAAAAAGUUAGCAGAAAAUGAAGAUUUAAAAAAAACAAAUGAAAAUCUGGUAAAAAUAAUUAAUAGGUUAUCAGAAAUCAAUUACAAAUUAAAAUUAUAAUAAAAACAGAAUUAUGAAGAUGUAUAAUAAUUAAUGGAAUUAUACUAUAUUUAAAAUGAUAAAGCACCCUCUCUAUAGCCAUUAGCUAGAAAGAGUACAAUAAAAUUAACUAAACCAAUAUCUUAUUAACGAUCCAGAAUAUAUUCUGAAACAAAAAAAGAAGUUCCUUUUGAUUAAUCAUCUAGAACUUCUUUUAAAGAUACAAAUAAUAUUGAAUCAUAAGUUCUUUAUCAAUCUCCUCUUUUAAUUUAACCUUCAUUAGUCCCUCAACCUACUAUAUCAGAUGUAUCUCUCUUUACUUCUGGAUAAAGUCUCAACAAAAUGAAAACUUAGAAAUAUUUUGAUAAAUAAUGGACUUAAAAACAUCCUACUAUUGUUGAUAAAAAAACUGCUAUUCCAAUUAAAUGUUAAUGUCCUCCUUAAUGUUCCUGUUAAGCUUUACUAAUUAUUUAGGUUCAUAGUUGCAAUAAACAAUUAUAUAUCAACUCAAUAGGUUAACUUCUAUGUUAAUAAUGCAUUUUCACAUAAAAUAUUUCAGAUUAUAAUUUCUAUUGUCCUCAUACUAGAACAAAAAAUAAAUUUAAAAGUAGUAAAGAUUUCUUAGAAGCAUUUUGGUAACACAUUAAAACAUUGACAAUCAAUUAAUAAAUUGUUGACUUUUGGAAUCAUUUAUAAUUAAAUUGUCAAUAAAUGUUUUAAACAAAUCUAUUUAAUACCAAUCAAACCAAUAAUCUUAUUAAUUUUGUUGGAUUCUGUCCUUCUUAAUGCAAAUGUACUAAAAGAGAGAGUAGAUAACAAUAUCAUUUAUGUUAAAACUAUCUCUAUAUCACAUCUGAUGGUCUUAUUCAUUGUAAAAAGUGUAAUUUUUUUGGUGAUCCUAAAUAACAUUUUUCCUAUUGUCCUGAUACAUAAACAUUCAAUAUUUAUAGAAGUGGAGAAGAAUUUAUUUAAUCUUUAGAUUUUAUACUAGACUCUGGAAAUUAAUAAUAGUUAAACACUUAAUUUCUUAAAUAAAUACGAUCAAAGAUUUUUUCUGUUCCAUGGGAAUGA
This is a messenger RNA of Paramecium sonneborni, 1940 nucleotides long. Lineage: Eukaryota; Ciliophora; Oligohymenophorea; Peniculida; Parameciidae. The record is from the annotation of a GenBank genome assembly.